CAAUCUUGGGAAGGGAGGAGCGGUCAGAGCCGGAGCCAGACUCAGACAGUGUUCGGGAAGAAUUCUUCAAUUUCCUCCGAGGGUGGAGGGGAGCGGGGAAGGCCUCGGGUGGAGAGAAAAAGCAUACAUCGAGGUCGAAGCAGCUUUGGUGGGAGUCUGCUCUCGCUUUCUGGGGAGCACUUUCGGGGCUGCGGACGGGUCGAAGCACUGUGGAGGCUGUUUGGUUGCAGCCGAGAAGGGUUAGCGGUGUAGGGGAAGGAGGGACUUUACUUUCCCAGUGGGCUAAAGGGAAGGGAGCCAGUCCCCGACCGCUGCCCUCCGCGGGGAGGGGGAGAAGCACCAAUGUCCGCGCUCCCGCUGCGGGAAGUAGAAGAGAAGGAGGUAGGAGCGUAGUAGCCGCUGCCAACCCAGAGCCGUCCCUCCAGAAACAUCAGCCUGUCGCUGGAAGAGUUGGGGCCGUCUCCUCCUCGUCCAGCGCUGAGCCUGUGAGCGGAGCGGCCUGGCCAAGAGGAUGAACGUGGAUGAACUAGCCAUUUCCAGCUCAUUGCCCACUAUCCCUUACUACAAGCUCGCCGACCUACGCUUCCUGAGCCGGGGAGCAUCAGGCACCGUGUACUCGGCACGCCACUCCGACUGGCGCGUCCAGGUGGCAGUGAAGCACCUGCAUUUCCAGACCCCACUGCAGGAAAGUGAAAUAAGUGAUAUAUUAAGAGAAGCCAAGAUUUUACACAAAGCAAGAUUUAGUUAUAUCCUUCCAAUUCUGGGAAUUUGCUAUGAGCCUGAAUUCUUGGGAAUAGUCACUGAAUACAUGAACAAUGGAUCACUCAAUGAGCUUCUGCACAGGAAAAAUGACUAUCCCGAAAUUGCUUGGGCACUGAGAUUCCGAAUUCUGCAUGAAAUUGCACUGGGAGUAAAUUAUCUUCACAAUAUGAACCCACCACUGCUGCAUCAUGACUUGAAGACUCAAAACAUCUUAUUGGAUAAUGAAUUUCAUGUUAAGAUUGCAGAUUUUGGUUUAUCAAAAUGGCGGCAGAUGUCUUUGUCUCAGUCAAGGAGUACUGUAUCUACCCCGGAGGGCGGGACCAUCAUCUACAUGCCACCUGAAAACUAUGACCUCAGUCAGAAGUCACGAGCCAGCAUCAAACAUGAUAUAUACAGCUUUGCUAUUAUCAUGUGGGAGGUGUUGUCCAGAAAACAGCCCUUUGAAGAAUUUAUCAACCCCUUGCAGAUAAUGUAUAGUGUGUCAAAGGGAAAUCGACCUGAUACUGGGAAAGAAAGUUUACCGCUUGACAUUCCACAUCGAGCUGGGAUGAUUUCCCUAAUUGAAAGUGGAUGGGCACAAAAUCCAGAUGAAAGACCAUCUUUUUUAAAAUGUUUAAUAGAAUUUGAACCAGUUAUGAGAACCUUUGAAGACAUUAGUAUUCUUGAAGCUGUCCUUCAGCUGAAGAAAACUAAGAAUAAUUUAAAUAUCAUUCCUAUAUGUUCCAAGAAGACAAUGGAGUACCCUCUCAACAUACUUGUAAAUCAUGGUCCACAAGAGGAAUCAUGUGGAACUCAGUUUACUGUAAGGACUGAUCCUGAAAUAGCAAGGUCCGUAUCGACCGCUCAAGACAACCUCUUUUCUUCUGCACAAAAUCAAGAGUAUUCAACACUGCCUCAUUCUGCAGUAAAUCACAGCUGGGAUGGUAACAUUUCUUUAGUCCAAAGAGCUAAAUUUUGCAGCCACCAGACAGCUUGCUCUUCAGCAGUAAUACAGCCACUCACAGUUGAAGGAAAUUCAGUAGACCUCCUGUCAGAGAGUCAUGGAAAUGGUAUUGCCCAGCAUUGGAUCCAAAGCAAAAGGGAAGACAUUGUGAACCAGAUGACUGAAGCUUGCCUCAACCAGUGCCUGGAUGCCCUUCUGUCUAAGGAUUUGCUUAUGAAGGAAGACUAUGAACUUAUUAGCACCAAACCUACAAGGACAUCAAAAGUCAGGCAAAUGCUGGAUACCUCUGACAUUCAAGGAGAAGAGUUUGCCAAAAUUAUAGUACAGAAAUUGAAAGAUAACAGACAAUUGGGUCUUCAGCCUUACCCAGAAAUAUCUGUGGUUUCUAGGGGAACAUCUUUAAAUUUAUUCCAAAAUAAAAGCUUUUAAGUGUUUGCUUACCAGGAGGGAAAGUCAAUUUAUGAAAGGACAUUUUUUUCUCUCUCAUGCUUCAGUUCCAACUUUAAUUAUAAAUAAUAUUUUGACAAUUAGGUGUCUCACUGAGAUUUCUUUUAAAGUUAAUAUAAUUAUUUCUGGAUUCAACACCAUAGUUCAUCAAAGUAUUUUUUUAUGAAUAUAAGUGGAAAACUUUCACUGUAGUAGGUAGCUUACUAUAUUGUGUUUUGUAAAUUGAUGUUGUUUUAAGGAUAAAGUAAUUAUA
Vombatus ursinus (common wombat) is the source of this 2405-nucleotide messenger RNA. RefSeq names its product receptor interacting serine/threonine kinase 2 (gene RIPK2). Lineage: Eukaryota; Metazoa; Chordata; Mammalia; Diprotodontia; Vombatidae. Gene Ontology annotation, molecular function: ATP binding; JUN kinase kinase kinase activity. Gene Ontology annotation, biological process: regulation of apoptotic process; positive regulation of canonical NF-kappaB signal transduction; innate immune response. The record is from RefSeq and is a predicted model, not a curated record. The transcript has 11 exons. Bases 512 to 2134 code for a protein of 540 amino acids.